This is a messenger RNA of Chilo suppressalis (striped riceborer), 7349 nucleotides long. Lineage: Eukaryota; Metazoa; Arthropoda; Insecta; Lepidoptera; Crambidae. The record is from the annotation of a GenBank genome assembly.
CAAGGCCGUAAAACUUAAAAAAAAAAAAAAGUAAAGUAGUAAACAAACAAUCAAAGAAAGAGUAAUAUACUGGAAACAAACAAUUCAAACAAACGGAUUUGUAAUUUGUCUUGCUUGGUUGUUAAAUCCCGAUAAAGCCAUUUAUUUAAUUAGUGUCUAUUUUUUAUUUUUUUGAAAUAUUUUCCACUAGUAUUCCAUAAUCGUAAAGAAAGGAAUCACUUCGAUUUUAUUCUCAAUAGAAAUGACCACCACCCAAAUUAUAUCAAUUUAUAUUUCAAAGCUCAAUCACCCGUUAAAAGAAAUUCGUGAACGGUCAUUGAAACUAUUACUUACAAAGAUAAAACUUGGUUGGGAAUUAGAGGAUGAAUUGUCCUGCACUAGAGAGUUGAUUGAAGCCUUAUUGAAAUGGUUUCAAUAUCCUUCGCUUUCCCUCCACAAAGAGGCUUUAGAUCUUUUCACCACCAUUCUGAAGACAAAGUCGGGCACAUAUAUAGCUAAAGAAUAUGGAAUUGGAAACCUUUUAUCCUGCCUUAAUAAAAUAAAGCAUCACAUUAAUGACCCAGAAGCCAUAGAAUUAUUUAAUAGUACUAUUGAAACUAUGAAAUUUUUGAAUACUGUGGAUUCAGAAACUGAUGUUUCUGUGCCUCAUCUUAACUUACCAUCAUUUACUAAUUCUGAGGCUGAAGCAGGAAGUAAUAGUGGAGAGUACAAUAUAACAAAUAACCAUACUUCAAAGGAAACAUCAAUCUUAAAUGAAGAUGAUGAGUCAGGGGAUCACUUGCCAAGCCAAGUGAAUGGAAUAAAACUUUUUUUGUUUCCCUGGGUAGAUCUAAAUACUUCAGAUUCAAAAACCAUGUUAAUGGUGGAAGAUGCAUUGACAUUAUUGAAAUCAGUUAGAAGAUGCUGUAGAUUCAUCUGCAAUGUAUUUUUGCGAGAUUUCCCUGCAGAGAUAUUUUUGAAUAGGCCUACUAUAAUAAAGAACUUACUGGCAAUAUCAGAAGGAAACGAUGGAAAUCAAGCAGAAGAAGCAUUGCAAGUGCUUUUGUGUCUCACUAAAGCGCUUUACAGAAGUCUUAUGAAGUUAUAUUCUCUAGACAUAUUGCAUGAUAGUAUCAAGUUAACAGAUGAACAAAUGAAUGGAGUAUGUGGCAUACCUAUAGACCUACAACAGAUAAUAAACAAUGAUGAAGUUAAUAUAUCACCUUCUGAAAAUAAUCUUAUGGUGCUGAGACAACUGCCUUCACCAACGUACACCCUGGACACCGCACAUGCUGUGUUAACAACUAUGUCUAGGAGUAUUAUAGUAGUUGACACAGUUAGUAAAACUGAAAUAUUAAAUUUGAAAGAAAUAAAUAAAUGCUUAGAUCUGUUAGAGAGUCUAAUAAAGCUACUGUUAGCUUGUGUUGAUGAAUGUUUCUGGAGAGAAGAUCAUAGUACUAAAACACACAGAGACAUAGCACACAAGAGUUGUAUGGUUAUGCGUCUGUUGGGAGACCUUUUGGAUAAGUACAGGAGUGCUUUUGUCAAUGCUUCUGAAGCCGAUUACAAAUGGGCCGUGUGGUUACGUUUAGUGGUGUCUGCAGAAACCCUUUUAAAAUGGGCUGGAAAUUCUGCUUUACCACCGACCACACUCGUCGCAGCCUUGCAAGUAGCACAGCUGGACCCAGCACUUCAGAUACUCUACCCUGAGUUGAGUGAGAGGAUCACAUUGGCAUUGCAAAUAUCAAAGUCUUCGGUAAACCAAGAAUACAAAACUAAAUAUAGAGAGUUGUUAAAAUUAACAUCAAGUAUGGAUGAUGCUGUUAAAUUCAUGAAGAACAAACAUUGCCGAAGCGCGAAGGCAGUUCUAAAUAUCAUCAAGAAAUCAUUAUCAGUGCUGGAACUUCAUAUGAGUGAAAGUUAUUUGAAUGAUGUAGCUGAUGUACUUUUAAAAAAAUCUAAAGAUUUUAAUAUGGACGACAAUGAUUGGAACUUAGCUCGCAGCAUAGCUUUGCAUUUGAUGGCCCACAAGGCGGAAUGGGUUUGUGCAAAGUUUUAUUCUGAGACUGCUGAAAUGGUGAAAUAUGUAUUAGUUGGAGAUGAGUUAAAUCAGACUGAAAAUGAAAAAUGUUUAAACCUUUUGUGCGAUGUGGGCAUUUUGACGGAAAUUUGCUGCCAUGGUCUUUCUUCAAAAUCAAAACAGUUGGAAAUGAAAGCUUCAGAAAUAAUGUUAUAUUUGCUGCGUGGACGGUUAGCCCUGAGCGAAGGAACGUGGUGGAGACUUCUGGCCAGCUUGCUGCCUAUACUGCCGCUGUUGCAUGUGUACGCUGAACAUAACACGCCACUCGGAAAAGCUAUAUGCAAGUCAUUGGAAAUGGAUAUAGCGACGUGCAUGGGCGUGCCCCUAGCGGAGGUGGUGUCGGGACUGGUGCGUUCGUUGUUGGUGCGCUGCGUGGGCGUGCAGCUGGAUGCGGCGCACGCGCUGUGCCGCCUGCUCGAUGAUGACAGAUACUUGCCACCAAAAGAAGCUUUACGUGCUGACGUGCUAAUAAACGCUCUGAAAAGAGUGCAACCACAAGACUUUAAUGUCGACUCUUCGAGUUCGCCAUCGAAAAAUCCACAGAUAACCGGUUUGUUACAAAUCUUGGACGUGUUGAAGCAAGAUAUAAUACUGGACGAGCACGGUACAGAAUACGUGACUAGAGAUUCUGUUCAGCCUACUUUAGAGCCGUCAUUACGACGUAGUACGCUUCAACAACUAGCCGUAUUGAUGAGGCAGCAGGAUUGUCACGAGGCGUUCUUACAAAACGACGGCUUAAGGGUUAUCGUUGCUGUGUUGAGGAUGUCUUUGAUGGUGGACGACUAUUUAGCGUAUCCGGAGUGUGCCAUUAGCUGCGUAUCUAUACUGAACAGUGUUUGCUUCGUGAGUAGGCAUAACUUGGCUAAAAUCAACGAUCUACCCACAUUAUUGCUAAGAGUCAUAUUAGUAUUUCCGGCUAACGAUUCAGCAGUUUUGAUGUCAGCACAAGUGCUGGCUUUAACCGCUUGGUCUGGAUUCGUCCUCCAAGAGUUGGAUUCUGAUAGGAAGCGCGUGCCAGCUUUACCUCACUGUGUUACCUUGCGAAUUUCGUUACCUUUCAUCGCUAACAGCUAUUGGCGUAGUAGCCCUAAUGCCGAACAUUCUUCGAUUGAAUGGCUAGCGAGCAGUGACGAGUGGCGGGCAAGUCUCCGCGUGCGCUGGUGGUGCGCUUACGAAUCCUUCGAGAGAGUGUUAAAGGGGGCGCCCCCUCCCCCCGCACCUCUCUCCCUGCAGCCGACCAAGCACGACCGCGUGUUAUUGAGAGCCGCCUGCCCUCAACACUCGGCAGCCAGUGCACUGCUGGCCUUGGAGAACGCCACUUCGCACUCGCAAGUCAUCGAAGCGUUAUGCCUGUUGGAAAGUUACGUCCACCUGUUGCCCCUCUCGACUGCGGGCGGGGAGUUUGCCGCGUUGCCAUGGCAACACAUGAAGCGAUUUCUGCGCGCACCGCCAGCUUCGUCGCGCGAUACUGCGCUACUUAUAGCGCUGAUGCACUUCAUAAUAGUGUACAUGGACUGUACACCUUGUACUGAUGGCAUCGCAACGUGGAUAAAGUCGUCAUUCAUAGAUGGUGACAUGACUGUUAUAGCGCUAUUGAGUCGGGACCAGCUUUUGCCACAACAAACCGCGCAGGAGAGCAUUGAAGUGACGCAGCUUCACAUCCAUAUAGUAAAAGUGAUACAACGUUGUGUCAAGAGAUUGCAACAUGAAGAUUAUGAUACUGGCAAAUUGGAGAGCUUAUUGAAAAUCAUGCUAUCCUGUUUGGAGAGAAUAGACUUGAAGAAUUUUCACGCUUUAGGUUAUCUCAAUGAGUUGAUGCUUUGCAUCAGAAACGUUUUACACUCCCGUUACUGCAAACUGUCGGAAGAUACCUUUGUAUUCGCAAUGCGUGUAGUUACGAAUACGCUAAGUGGUUGCGCCUCCGGAGCAGGGCGUAAAGGGCAAGCCUGUAGACUUGAUGCCAUCCUGUCACUUCUGGCGAUACUGAGGCAAGCACAUGGGGAAAAAAUACCGGUGCAGAGAUGGUCAGAGCUGUGGCAUAGUGACGUAGUUUUAGCGGUGUUUGCCAGCAGUCGGGGCCAUUGUGCCGAAUUGCGUGCGGCUUCUCUGAGCACUAUUGCAACCCUAGCUCACUACCCGCAGUUACUACCCCAUCUACUGCAAGCCACUGUAGAAUCGUCUUUGGCACAAUAUGCGGCGCAGAUAUUCGCUGAAACACGAGAAGCUAACGUCGUCCGAGCGGCCGCAGCGGAUCUACUGACCGCCGUCGCUGCGCGGGCGUCACCACACUGCGAUGUCUUGGAGACUCAUGUUAUAGAGCAGUUGCAGAGUCACAGUGUAGUAGAACACUGCCUUGAAAUAUUAGUAAGGUUCUGCAAGGAGAGAAGCUAUGAGAGUACUUUUGAGCCGAACGUACCACUAUCGGUUCUUGAACGUAGAUCGGAGUUAGAAGUGCGUGCUCAGAAGUGCGGAGACGUGCACGUUUCGCCCGCUCCUACUUCUAUGCGAGCUCGUCCUCCGCCGACUCCGGCCUUAGUAGCUGCUGUGGCGGAUCUCCUUCAUAAUGUUUGUGGGUUCGCUCGCUUCCCCGUACAACUAUGGAACGAGCGAGGCGUCUACCGGCUGUUGUUCAGAUGUGCGUCUCUGCCUAUUGGUUCGCCUUUGGAUAUACAACGCGUAAGAGCGGCCGCGUGCCGUACGCUCAACGCCGUGACGUCACACAAAUGCGUGCGUACAACACUCGCUGCCACCAAGGAUUGUCUGCACAAUUUGGUGGACACACUCACACCAUUACAGGAAGAGGAAAUGUAUGCAGAGCACAUAGAAGCGCGGGCGCAAUCGUUGUUUCUACUCGCUUCAUUACUCGUGGAUCGAUCAGCGGCGGAAAGUUUAUGGACGCAACUACGAGACAACCAAAUGACAGCGUUUUUCUGUUGUCUACUGCAAGGCUUGGAAGCAGACCAGACAGAACUUCGAACGGCUGCAUUGUACUGCUUAUCGCAGCUGACACAGUCGCUUCAUAAGACACAUCAAGACAAGUCCACAGACAACUCCUGGCUUCCGUACUUCGAUAGCGUAAAGUCGCCGUAUACUUCAAGCGCUUUCACUUCAAGAUCCGGCGCGGGAGACUGGAACGAUCGAGAUUGUCAGCCGGAGUAUAUGGUCGAGGAGAUGUGCAAGAUGUUAAUGACACUUUACCGGAAAAUAGAUCUCGUAACCAUGAACUACCAGUGCUCUCAAGACGAGUUUUGGCCGCGUGUGUGUUCGUGCCUGUCCUCUGUAUUAACCGUGAGUCCUCGCGGCCGGGCGUAUACGAUCCACAGGGAAUUUCCCAAAAUAUUAUUGGGAUCUCUUCAAGGAGUACGAGAUCACCUCUCCGUUCUGGGGAAACCUCUCGACGUCAUACGAAAUGCUAACCAUAACCCAACAAUGCGUGUACUCUACUGGUUGUUAACAGUUGUAAACUGUUGCAUGGUGGAUUGUACGCCCGCCAAGGAAUGCUUCGCGGACGGCGGCAUAGCCACCUCCCUCAAUAGACUGUGGCCAUGGUGUAUGACCACGGAACAAUUAAGGAAUACUACGCUAACAUUGUUGUUCAAUUUCACCAAUGAAUGCGAAAAAGCGUGGUCGUGUAUGUGCAUCUGCGUUGGCGGACGCAACCUAGUGGGCGAAGUUUGCGCACUAGCGGCGCGCGAGGGUGGGCUGCAGUCCCGCACGCGUGCGCCCAGCCUGCUGUUGCUGUGCGCGCACACGCUGCGACACUGCGCCGCGCACGCGCACUGCCGCACCCACACGCUCAAGAGUGAUAUCUUGUUGACGUUGUGCAAAACGAUAAUCCGCGAGCGCGGACGCAGCGUGGGCACAGGCGACGCCUGGACGAAGCUGGUGUGCGUGCUGGCUCGACACGUGGACGGUAGCGCAGCGCUGCUGGCGAUGCGGCCUCAUCUACCCGCGCUACCGGCGCCGCUGCUAGCGCGCGUGCUUCCAGCGCUGGCGCACGCCGCACACCACCACCGCCAGCCCGUACUGCGAGCGGCUGAUUUGUUGGAGUUAUUGUCGGGCACGCUUCUGACUUCGGGGGAUACAUCGGAAAUUGUAUCUGCCGCACGAGCCGUUUGGGCACUGGCUGCUAACAACCAUAAGGCGAAGCUUCUCCUUCGUAGCGCUGGCGUGGCUGCAGCCGUGCAAUCAGCGCUGCAGCGUUUGCAGCGCUGCAACAAAGAUAGUGAUUUGAAGCGAGCCUUAGAACUCCUUACGUACACUAACACGGUACUACAGACCACGUGACCACAAUCAUUAUACUGUCCCUAUUGGAAUAUGACACAAAUGUACCUUAUUGCAAAUUUUCUUUGAUAAAGUAAUUGAAUGAAAAAAAUAUGUAUUUAUUUUUGAGUGUAUUUGUAUUAUCAACUAGUUCUCAUUUUUUUGUUAUUUUUGUUUUCUGUAAUGUAAUUUAUAUCAUUUGAUCUCUUAAUAAAUAGAAUGAUCAAAAUCAUGCAUUUAUAAAAUUUAAACAAAAGACUGAUUGCAUUAAAUUUGUGGGUUUAUGGGCCUUGCACAAAAAAAUUGCUUCUCGUAUUGUAUAGGUACGACCAGACGCGAAAAGAGGGGUGUUACAAGUUAAAAAUUAGCUUUCAAACGAAAGGACCAAUUUUGAUGUUUAUUUUGUUUUAGAGCUGAUGUGAUUGCUGGUGGUUCUACGCUGUAUUCAUGAAGAUCUGUAUUCUGAUAAGAGGUUUUCUAUUUCAGAAAAGGGAUUUACCAACUUAUUCCGUUGAUUUAAAUAUUACAAUUACGAAGAUGUCGUUCCAUUGACCUGAUAUUAAAGCAGCUGAUUUUAAACCGCCUAAAUUAUUAUUAGUGUACGAUAUGAUGUGGUUUGAUUAAAUGAAUGAAAAAAAUGUCGAGACCGGGAAAUUUAUUUAAUUAUGUAUCAAUAACUCGAAAAAUACGAGCUUUAAUUGUUCCUUAAAUUACAAUGUACUUAAAGUAAGGGGCUAACAACACAUAAUUAUUUUGUUACUUAGGAAUACGUUUUUUUGUGUAUGAGGUGAACUUCACUGGUAAUAACAUAAUUUACAUAUGAAAUUUACAAUGAUACUGGAUAGCCUGAUGCAUUACAGAAUCCAAAGAACUAAAGCUACAUUGUGAUCAUUAUUAUACACACAGUUUCAUUUGUUUUAAUGAGGAAUAUGAAAUAGUAGGUGUGUGUGUAUUUAAUAAAUUAUUGCUUUGUAUUUUGCGUGUCAUGUGAUAAUAAACAGCUCUUGGAAAAAGAAAUACAGCAACU